GUAGGUGAAUGGGGAGCAUGUUUGUUCAUAAAAGCUGUGAUGGUGAUCCAGUUUCAUGUGUUCAGACACAGGCAGGAUCAGACAGGCAGGAUGGUGCAGGUGGACCUGCUGUGGAUCACUGCUGCUCUUCUGUCUUCACCACUGCUCACACUAUGCGACCCACUGUUUGUUGUGUCAGCUCCCCAGAUACUGAGGGUGGGCACAACAGAGAAGGUGUUUGUGGAGGCAUUGAAUUACAAAGAGGAAAAGCCCAUAAAUGUUAUUAUCAGAGUGAUGAACUUUCCCAGCAAUGACAAAGAUCUCUUCUCAACAACUGUGACGCUAAAGCCUGAGGAAAAAUUUCAAGCUUUUGCUAAUGUAACGAUCAACAAUAUCAACAAUAUUUUUCACACAGACUUACAAAAAAAACAGUAUGUUUAUCUGACAGCAAACUUCGAAGGACACUAUUCCAUGGAGAAAAUUGUCAUGGUCACCUUCCAGUCGGGUUAUAUAUUCAUACAGACAGACAAGACAAUAUAUACCCCUGAUAGUACAGUACGAUACAGAGUUUUCCCCUUGAACUUAGAAGCAAAGUCUAGAGUGAGUCCUUUUGUGGUGGAAAUUGUGACACCAGAAGGGAUCAUCAUUCAAAGACACCCACUUUAUACAAUUAGUACUUUUUUCAAGAGCAUGGAGUUUAAACUGGGGAGUCCCAUCAGCACUGGAAUCUGGAAAAUAGUUGGAAGCUUCACGGACAAUCCUAACAAGAAUUUCACAACAGAGUUUGAAGUCAAAGAAUAUGUGCUGCCUAGUUUUGAAGUAAAUCUGAUGCCUGAGAGACCCUUCUUCUACACUGAGGAUGAAACAUUCCCAGUUACAAUUAAUGCCAAGUAUUUGUUUGGUGAAGCGGUUCAAGGCACUGCUUUUGUAGUAUUUGGCAUCUUCAGUGAAGGAAAAAAGACAAGCCUUCGGAGUUCCCUUGCCAGAGUUAACAUUGUUAAUGGACAAGGAAAAGCAGUGCUUAAAAAAGACCACAUCCGUCAAACCUUCCCAAAUAUUGAUGAACUUGUUAGGAAAACACUGUACAUAUCUGUCAGCGUGCUCACUGAAAGUGGAAGUGAAAUGGUGGAGGUGGAGAGAAGGGGAAUUCAUAUAGUGAAAGCACCAUAUACCAUUCACUUCACAAGAACCCCAAAAUACUUUAAACCUGGAAUGCCUUUUGAUUUCAUGGUCUAUGUAACGAACCCUGAUGAGACACCAGCAGAAGGCAUUGACUUACUGGUGAACCCCCCAAAAAAGGAAAAAAAGACAAAUAAUAACGGGAUUGCCAAGUUCACCAUCAACACCUUGAAAGAAGCCUCCAUUCUGAAUUUUACUGUGAGUACACAUACAAAGGGUAUUCCAGCAGAAAAAACGAUGACAGCACAUGCCUACAAGCCUAAAGAUGGAUCCCAGAACUACCUGCACAUAGAUGUAAAUGCUGAAUCAUUGGAAGUCGGGAAACAAGUCACCUUCAAGCUGCAUGUAGACAAGGCCGGGGACCAUGAAUUCACUUAUAUGGUUUUAAGUAAAGGACGUAUUGUAGAUGCCUCAAGAAUCCAACACACAAGUAGUAAAGUGAUAGCUGAGUCACUCGAAGUCACUAAGGAAAUGCUUCCCUCUUUCCGUUUGGUGGUAUAUUACUAUGCUGGAGACUCUGAGGUCGUGUCUGACUCGAUCUGGAUGGACGUAGAGGACACAUGCAUGGGAUCGCUUGAAGUUAAUGUAGAGGAAAGCCUAUAUAAGCCUAGUGAUAUGACUGAGCUGAAAAUCACUGGCGAUCCUGGAGCAAAGGUCAGACUGGUUGCUGUGGAUAAGGGAAUCUAUGUCCUCAACAACAAGAACAGACUCAGCCAGACCAAGAUCUGGGACACCUUUGAGAAGCAUGACCUUGCCUGCACAGCUGGCAGUGGUAAAGACAGUAUGGGAGUUUUCUAUGAUGCAGGACUCCUGUUCAUGUCUAAUUCUGCAGGAAGCACCCCUGACAGAAGAGAUUUCUCUUGCCCAACUGAGGCCAAAAGAAAACGACGCGACCUCACCAAAGCGCAACUCAAAAAGACUCUGGUGGAGGAUUACAGUGACAACCUAAGGCACUGCUGCUUGGAUGGAAUGGUAGAAAACCUUCUCGGUUACACCUGUGAACGCAGAGCUGAGUAUGUUGAGGACGGAGAGGAAUGCCGUAAAGCCUUCCUGAACUGCUGCAAGAAACUGGCUGAGGUAAAGCAGGAGGCAGUUCACGAGGAGCUGCACCUGGCCCGAAGCGAGGAGGAAGAGUAUGAUGAAAACAAGUCUGAUAAUAUUGUAACACGCUCAGUCUUUCCUGAGAGCUGGAUGUGGAUGGAUUUAGAUCUUCCUGACUGCAAAGAGAAACAGAAAUGUGACAAUAGCACCGAACUGAGAUUUCCAGAAUCCAUCACCACCUGGGUGAUCACUGCUAUCAGCACGUCUGCCGACUAUGGUAUUUGUGUGGCAGAACCAAAGGAGAUUGUGGUUAAGAAGUCUUUCUUUGUUGACCUGAAGUUGCCUUAUUCGGCUGUAGUCAAUGAGCAGAUAGAAAUCAAGGCAGUCGUUCACAAUCUCAAUCGUCCUGCAAUCAACAAGGCUAUAGUGGAGCUAAAGGAGACUGAGACUAUAUGCAGUUUUGCCAGCUACAAGAAGAAGUAUCGCACCACUGUGAGCAUAGCUGGCAAAUCAUCACGUGCUGUUUCCUUCGUUAUCAUCCCGCUGGUUCCAGGCCAAUAUGACAUUGAGGUGACAGUCAGGGACCCCGAUGGAGGGUCAGACGGUGUGAAGAAAAAACUGAAUGUAGUGACCCAGGGUGUUCUCAAGUCUGUUGGAGAGCAGACUGUAAUUCUAGAACCUUCCAAACAUGGUGGAACGCAAAGAUCAGAAUUUAAGAGACACUUCCUGGUUAAUCAAAUGCCAGACACGGACGCGUACACCUACAUAGCUAUUAGAGGCAAACCAAUAUCACAGCUGGUAAAUGAGGCCAUCAGUGGAAAGAGUCUAGACAGUCUGAUUAAGGAGCCUCAUGGAUGUGCAGAACAAAACCUGAUCAGAAUGGCCCUGCCACUGCUUUCAACACAUUACCUGGACAAAACCAACCAGUGGGAAGAAAUAGGAGUGGACAAACGCACUGAAGCGCUCGGACACAUUUCUACAGGCUACACAACAGAGCUCAAGUACCGCAAAGCAGAUGGAUCUUUUGCCAGUUUUAAUGCCAACCCAGGCAGCACUUGGCUAACUGCAUAUGCUGUCAAAAUGUUCAGUAAGGCAUCCAAUCUGGUCAAAAUAGAUCCGGAUGUUAUCUGUAAUGCCAUCAGAUGGUUGAUCCUGAAGACACAGAUGCCUGAUGGGGUUUUCAUUGAGAUGGGGAGAUCUCCCUCCAGUGCUGUGAGGAGCAAAUCUACACAGAUACCAAUGACAGCUUUUGUACUCAUCGCGUUACAGGAGGGGAGUCUGAUUUGUACUGAAAAAGUCAGUAGCCUUCAGCAGAGCAUGGACAAGGCAGCAAGUUAUAUUUUGAACAACAUUGCUUCUGAAAGCAAUCCUUAUGCUGUGGCCAUUGCAUCUUAUGCUCUAGCAAAUGCUGGCAAACAGAAUCAUGAUGUACUGUUCAAAUUUGUCUCAGCAGAGCGCACUCACUGGACAGUUACGGGAAGUCAUUCUUAUACCCUGGAGGCCACUGGUUAUGCUUUGCUGGCACUUCUGAAGACUAAGAACUUUGAGGAAGCUGCACCAGUUGUGAAAUGGCUAAAGAGUAACCAAGAAUACAGCAAUAACUACCACUCCACUCAGGCUACUGCUUUGAUCGUUGAGGCAAUAACGAAGUACAUGACGGAGAUGCCACCACCACCCACUACUGGAGGUAUGAUUGUCACUGUCAGCUCCACUGCAAGAAAAAGCAGUUUCAAAGGCACGUUCACCAAAGCCACCAGAGGUUUACAGCGUUCUGCCAGGUUCCAAGCUAAUGGAGAUUUAACAGUGGUGGCUACCGGGGAAGGUGAAGGCUCCAUAUCAGUCAUCACACUGUACUACGCCAAACCUGACGAAAACUCCACAUCGUGCAAAAACUUCGAUCUGGAUGUGAAAUUUAUCAGAAACAGAACAAUUUCCUUUGACGGUGCACUUGCAACUUACACACUUUCUAUAGAGACCAAGUUUCUGAAUGACACCAAUGAAGCCGCAAUGACAAUUCUGGACAUCGGCCUGCUGACAGGGUUUGUACCAGAUACAAGCGAUCUGAAAAAGCUGAUGGGAACAGACAGGUACAUCCAGGAUUUUGAGGUGAACACACAACUUUCAGAACGCGGAUCUCUCAUCAUUUACUUGAAUAAGGUUUCAAAUGUAGUUAAAGAGAGAAUUGUUUUCAGGAUGCACAAGAUGUUAGAGGUUGCUCUCCCUCAACCAGCAGGAAUCGCAGUAUAUGAGUAUUAUGCUAAAGAGAACCGCUGUGUGAAGUUUUAUGACGUAGCUGAGCGAACGAGUGGAAAGCUUCACACCCUCUGCCCUACAGAAGUGUGCAGCUGUGCUGAAGCGAACUGCCCUCAGCUGAAAGGUCCUUCUGUCCCGGAAGAAAAUGAGCGCACCAAUGAAGCCUGUCGCAAAAAGGAUUUUGCUUACAAGGCAACUCUGAAAGAAGUUAAGCUAUCUAGGUCCACAAUCAUCUACGUCUUCACCAUAGUAGAAGUUCUUUUAGCAGGAUCUGAUCCAGUUCAUCCCAAACGUCAGAUUAAUUUUUUGGCUCAUUCUCAGUGCAAAGGUAAACUGGACCUGAAGGUGGGCAAAGACUACCUGAUCAUGGGGCCUGAGCCAAAGAAGGUUGCAGGAAGUUAUCGCUAUGUGCUUGUAUCACAGACCUGGAUAGAAUACUGGCCCACCUCCAGAGAAGGCCAGGAGAACAAGAACGACAACAGAGAGAGAUAUAAGGGUCUGGCAGGACUCAGCCAUCUUUUAGACACGUUUGGAUGCUCAACCUAAACUUGUUUAUAAAAGUAUACAUGGACAUGUGGAUUCAGAUUGUAGCAAAUUCCUAUAUGCUUCUCUGGUCACAUGUAUGCUUUCCCUUGAUCACUAACUUUCAUUAAUUACAACAAUCAUGUAACUAUUGCCUGCACUCUUUUUUGUCUUUCUGUGUUUGGCACUGACAUUUUUAUUAUACUGGUUUAAAUGAUUACUUUGUGCAUUUCUGACUUUGCUGGAUAUGCACUGCUUCACAUGUCCAUGAGAUAGUAUAUUAUACUCAUAAAUAAAUAAAUAAAUAAAUAAAUAAAUAAAUCAUUGGGGGCAUCAAAUGUCUGUGUGGAGAUGCUGUGUGUGCCAUGGUUAUUCUAAUGCCAUUGUCCAUUAUGUAUCUUAAUGAAUAUUUGAGCAAUUUUACCAAUAAAAGUAAGUAGCUUGAUUUAUAUAUGCACAAGACUUGUAGGAGAAAGAGGUCCACCAGGGGAUUUUAUUCUCCUGGAAAUGUUUUGGGGUCAGCUGAUCUGGAUUCUACUGGGGGGAUAGCAGUACAUUUGGUUUUGACAGGGGGAAAUAUUAUUGGCUAUAGCUUGGUUUAAAUUAUUGUGCUUGUUUUAAUAGUAAUAAUAAAUGAUAAAAUAAUAAAUGAUUUUAUGCAAUGUU
This is a messenger RNA of Colossoma macropomum (tambaqui), 5640 nucleotides long. RefSeq names its product complement C3-like. NCBI's taxonomy places the organism in Eukaryota, Metazoa, Chordata, Actinopteri, Characiformes, Serrasalmidae. The coding region runs from base 40 to 4998 and encodes 1652 amino acids. The transcript is spliced from 41 exons. Gene Ontology annotation, molecular function: endopeptidase inhibitor activity; protein binding. The record is from RefSeq and is a predicted model, not a curated record. Gene Ontology annotation, cellular component: extracellular region.